This is a messenger RNA of Sitodiplosis mosellana (orange wheat blossom midge), 9839 nucleotides long. RefSeq names its product protein suppressor of sable-like. Gene Ontology annotation, molecular function: RNA binding; metal ion binding. The record is from RefSeq and is a predicted model, not a curated record. The transcript is spliced from 9 exons. Gene Ontology annotation, biological process: negative regulation of DNA-templated transcription. NCBI's taxonomy places the organism in Eukaryota, Metazoa, Arthropoda, Insecta, Diptera, Cecidomyiidae. The coding region runs from base 5693 to 9772 and encodes 1359 amino acids. Gene Ontology annotation, cellular component: nucleus.
AAGCCAAUUCACGCUUAAAUUCAUUGUGUAACAUUGUGAAUACAUGCAUAUACAGAGUCUGGUUUAACCUAAAUAUGACUACAAACAAACGUACGGUAUGUGUGUGUAUGAUAGAAGGCAAUGGCAAAGCAAACGUAGAAAAAAGACGAGUAUAUUAGAGGGGAAAAUUUAUUUCAGUUUGAUCCGUAGCGAAAUGCAGUUGUUCACAAAACAGUUUUCUUUUUUCAAUAAAUCAACGCAGAAAUUUUUUAAAUACCAUCUGAAUAUAUAAAACCAAGAAAAAAAAACUAUUAUCGAAAUUGUAAGAAAGAAAUUAUGUAUGGAUUUGUAUUUUUUUUUAAUCGAAAUUUAAAACGAGAACAAAAAAAGUUAAAGUAAAGCCGACGUAAUCGUCUAAAAAAAACUUGCACACGCACACACACACAGAGAGAGAGAGAGAGAAAAUAUUGUCUCCGAAAAGCAAUUUUCGUAUUUGCAAAAGCGCUAAAAAAGACCGAUAUUGGUAAAGAAAAAUCUCUUAAACAAAAUCUAAACCAUCAUAAAAGUAAAUCGUUAAUUAUUAAUUUUUUUUUCUGUCGUAAAUUCCUAAUCUUCCUUUUUUUGAUAAAUUGUUUUGCGAAAAGAGAUGGAGAGUAUAGACGAUAAUGGGGUCUCAAUGAAAGAAAGACAAAGACCAAGCUAUACAUAUUUUAAUUAUGCAUACAGAAUGUACGCGAAUGUACAAACGAACCUAUGGCAGAGCGAAGCAGCAGAAAAAAAAGAGAAUAUGUCGUACACUUUUUGUUAUUGCUGUUGCCAUGAAAAAAAGAGUAUAAACGAGAAGAAAUAAUGGUAGUUGGCCAUGUUGAAUUUUUCUACACAAUUUAAUACGCAUUUACUUUGCCUACAUAUAUAUAUGGAAGAGCUAUGUGUCGCUCGAUCAAUACAAGCGUACCGCGUAUGCGUUUGUUGUUGCUUCUCAACAGCUAAUCUCUUUCUCUAGAAAAUACAUGGGAACAAAAAUGAAGUUGCCUUUGAUCUAUUUGAACUAUUUCAUUUAACAAUCAUAGCGAAGUUUUCGAUGGUUUUUCGCUCGAAAUUUUCUUAUUUUUUUUAACUCGCUCAUUGGUUGCUCUAAUCUCUGGCUCUGAAUUUUCGCAAGAAAAGGAUACACACAGGAAGGUGAAACAGUGUAUGGUUUGUAAUCCUAGAAAAAUUCGAAUGUCAUAGAAAUUGCUUUUUCAAACGACAGUACCGUCUGAGUUAUGUUGGUUUUUUUUUUGCGGUAUCGUGCAACGGACAGAUAUUUAGAUGCAUAUUUGACAUCCGUUUUUAUUUGAUUUUUUUUUUAAAUAAGAGUGUAAUACACGCGCGCGCGUUCUUGACUUAUAUAAAUGUGAAUAAUACUAAUAUAUCUCGCUAAUGCUACUUGCAAUUUCGUCAUAAUUGCAAAUAUAUAUAGUAUUGUUUGUUGGUUUUGUUUUUUGACGUGAACGGUUCUGCUAUCGACACACAUGGGAGUAAUUAAAGGCGACAUAGAGAAAGAGAGAGAGAGAGAGAGAGAUAUGAAAAAUGCCAUAUAAAGGAAUUACGAUAAUUUUGACGAUCGCUGUUGUUUUUGUUUUUGUUGUUGUUGUAGCUGCCGUUAUUGUUCGUAUUCGUUUCGUUCGCUGUUCCGCUCCAUGGGAGAGUAAAGAAUAAGAAAAAAAUAAUAUAAAUUCAAAACGUGCGCGCAAAGUAACGACUUGGCCUAACCAUUAUACAUUCAUCAAAAAUCACAUACAAACAUACACACAUUCACUCAUCCAAAAAUGAAAUAGAAACAGCCGUUGAAAUGGCAUCGUAUAAGCUGCACCUGCUUACUAUCAAUGUAUGUAUGUGGAUAGUAUACAUAUGAAGAAACUUGUCGGUACGAAUGGAACACCGAAAUAUCAAAAUGAUGAAAUCGAAACAGAAACGGAAAUUACAAUGCUGGCGUAUUAGUGUGCCCAAAAUGUAUGUGUAUGUGUAUCUACUAUUGCGAUUGCUGCUACUGAGCUCUGUUCACUCUCUGGUUGAAAAACGUACGCUUACAUAUACGUGUCCCAAAAACAGCAAACAACAGCAACAUUAGCAGAAGCAACCAUAUGUACAUGUUUUCAUGAAAGUGAGUCACUACACAAUUUGUACACAGAAAAAUCUGUGUAAGUGCCAAUAAACGACGGCGUCAUUCUUUGGCCCAAACUCUCAUCGCAUCACGCAUACACUGUCAAUAACACGCUCUCAUACAAACACAUACAGACAUACACACAUACAACGAGAUACAAACACACAUACGCUUACCAAAGCAGAGAAAGAAUCAAGAGCCAGCCAGCCAUCGUAUAGAACCAUUUCAAGCUUGAGAUUUUUAUUCGAAAAAAGCAUUAUUGAGCAAAUUUUCUUCCGAGUUAAAUUGGUUGGUUCAGAGAGCACUAAAAACAGAUAUCAAAAAAGAAACAAACAAACAACAGUCUCUUCUAAUGUGUUACUAUUUAUCUUCUGUGUAUCAAUCGACAGUAUGUAUAGCAAAAAAACAAAUAUGGCCACAAAAUCAAUAUUAUCUUUUCUAAUUUAAUAACAAAAAAAACGAAUUGAAUUUAACGUCGGUCGUAGCAUGAAACAAAAGAGCUACAAACAAAAAGUCGUGCAUAUAAUUCCAAACAAAAGGCAACGCUAGCCGAGAGAGAGAGAGAGAGAGUCUCGCGCAAUCAUUAAUAUACUAUAUAAUGGCAUUUUAACUAGAGACAGAAAGAGAGCCCAGCUAAAACCAAACUAAUAUCAUUUAUUUUUAUUCUGCUAUCGAUUUGUACUUGCAUUUUUUUUUGCAGUAAGCCAUUUCAUAUUUUAUUUAUCUUGUAUUUUGUUUGAUUUCGUUAAAUUCUCGUUCGUUCGUUCGUUGGAUGAGCUCAAUUUCGAUUUUUCGUCUUGAAAGUCGUUCAUUCGUUUCCAACCAAAAAGUUUAUAUUAGAUUAAAUACGUAGUUUACAAUGUAGAAACUAACAAGUGUGUUGUUGUUAUUGCAAAAGACAAGAUUUCACAACGCAGUAAAAAUAUAUCAACAUUCGUUUGCGGGGUAUGCAAGUUAAAUUAUCGGCGAAUAUAAUUUUCUCUGUUCAUAGCUGAUAUGAAACGCUGAACACAAUGCAAUUAAUGAAUAGAUUUUUUUUCGUAGUUUUUAAUGAAUGCAUUAUUCAGCACUGAUUUCCCACUGGUACGGUACUUGGCAAUAUUUUCAUAGUUUCGUCUUCAUAUGGAUGGAAAAACGGUUUUUUAUUAUUAUUAUUUUUUAUUGAACCGAUUAUUUUCAGCUCGAUUCGUACACAGUGGAGUGGUUAUUUUAUUAGUUUGUUCAAAGUGUGACGUUUUUCCUAGGAAGAUUUUUUUUUCUUUGUCUGACGUCAUCGAGCCUUAUGACCGAGAAUGUCCUAGUUACUUGAUUUCGAUUUCAAUCCUUUUCUUUGCGAUUCGAUUCGAUCGAUACAAACAAAGAAAAAAAACGGUGCAUACAAAACUCAUCUAUUUAAUCCAACCUGAGAACGAUGAGCUGAUUCAUCUCAGACAGACAUAUAUGCAUGUUUUACACUCUUCUUUUUUGUUUCUAUUCCUUUCGAAUAUUUAUAGAUGUAGCAAUUUAGUUUGCUUAGUGAAAAACAGACAGAGAGAGAGAGAGAGAAAGAGAGAAUGCAACAGAUAUAUGCGAUUAUUUAUGAUUGAUAUAUAGUGAUGAUGACGUAUGGCGAACCAUACAUUGCAGCUACUUUUGAGUGUGACUUGAGUGUCAUGAUUUCAGUUGUUGUUGUUGUUUUUUCCCGAUUCUACUGUUGUUACUGGUCAUGAUAUCCAGCCACAGUAGCCAUUACCCGCUAUUUUAUUGGUGCUACGCAAUUGUAUGCAAGAUUUGUGCUAAUUUUUUUUUCGUUUCAAACGAUGAAUAUGAGCUCACUUUUGGCGAUCGUUUGAUGUGAUCAAUGUGAAUUAUGUGAGAGACAGAGAUAAAGUAUAUAAGGAGGAAAAAGAGAGAUAUACACAUCCCAAUUGACACCAAGUGUUAGAUGAUGUCAACUUGAAAAAUAACCGCAAACCAACAAAAAAAAAAUUACUAUAUAUGAGCCAUGAAAAUUUCAUUAUUUGCCAGACAGACCAAGUCAUUUUGAGUAUUGACAGACGAUCCACGCUCUUCAUUCAGCAUUUUGUUGUUGUUGUUGUUGCUGUUGCUGCUGUUGUUAAUACUCAUAAAUUAUGAAAUUCCCGCAUAGCACCGUAUGUGCGUGUCUCUGUGUCUAUGUGUGAGUGCGUGUGUCAUUUGUUCGUGUCGUAAAAUUUUUCGCAUUGACCGAAUCCCCAUUGAAAUCAAGCGAUUUCAGAUCGUUCGUUUCAUGGCAUUAUUGUUGUUUUUUUAUAUUGUUCACACGUUCCAUCGUCCAUUGUAUAAAUAUACAUAGACAUACACAUACACCAUCGAAGCCUCACGCACAUUUAUACAAUCAUUGGUGUGUAAGAUGUACUCUAACCUGCCCUCUGUUCAAACGUUCGUUUGUUCGUUCGUUCGUUCGUUCGUUCAUCCGUUCACUGUAUCUUUGUCACUGUGUGCGUGUGAAACAGGCAUCAGCAGAACGACGAUUUUUAGUACGCGAACCGUUCGCUCAAUGUUCAUUUCAACAUUAACCUAAAUGAAGAGUGAAUGUGAACAGGCUAGGCUUACACCUUAAAUAAACACACAAUAUAUAGAUAGAUGGUUUUUUUUACAUUCGUUUCAACCUCCGCAAAAUUUUGUUCGAUUUUCAAGUUAAUGGCGAACAAUUGAAUAGAACGAAAUUUAUUUAUUUAUUUUUUCCAUUAAAAUAGUUACUGAGAUUUAGUAGUAAAAAGAGAAUAAUCAAUAGUAAGAAAAGAGGAAAAAAAUCGAUCGUUAACGAAAUGAUUUGACAAAGUCUGCAUUUUUAAGGUAUAAUAAAUCAAACAAACAAAAAUAUUCGCGACCAGAAAUAGAAAGAAGAUUUGCGAAGUAAAUGCGCUUUGAAGAGAUAAAAAAAAGGUAGCUAAAGGAGACAGACUGCAAAGCAUUAGUCAGUGAGACAGAGACAGUUGCCGCCCGUAGUAGCAACAGCAAAAGCAGCCGCACAUACAACGACCGAAUCGAGUCGAGUCGAGUGUGAAUGCCGCACUAAUAUGCAUACAUUUGUUGUUGCUUUUGUCAGGUCAAUGUGUGCGUGUGUGUGUAUGUGUUUGCUCUUGUAUUACUGCGAAGAAGCCGAACAGAGAGUAGCAUAAUGUGUUGGAUUUUCGAUUAACAUUUUGCGUUUUAUAUACGUACGUCUUUCCAAUACAACAACUUUUACUCUACUAUUUCAAACGUACCGAUACAAAAAAAAAUUUCUCUUCAUCUUGCAUUUUUGGCAAUUGUGUUAUUUUUUUUGAUUACUUUUCGGCUCAGAUUUUUGCGAGAAAAAUAAAAUUCUUAAACAAUUUGGUCGAAACCAAAUUUCGAGGAAAUAUUUGCUGAAUCGAACAUUUGACCAAAGUAAAAGCAAUGAAUUUCGAUGAAAAAUGUUCCAUUGGAUCUCAAUUCGAUUGGAUUUGUUAUUAACCAAAGUGUGUUUUGUUUGUCAUGGUUUUGUCCUUUAACUAUUGAACGAUACAUAAAUUAGAGAAGAAAACUAAGGCAAAUUUGAAGAAGAAAAAAGAGGCAGAAAUUAUGGCUGAGCCCGAUUUCGAUGCCCGGAAUGCAAUGGAAGACGAAGACUUAGAAGAUGGCGAAAUUGAAACGGACGAGGAAAAUGAAGAAGUGAAACCAGCAGCACCAGUAAAGCCGGCGAUCAGUGAGCCGGUGAAGAAAUCCAAGAAUACCGAUGAUGAUUCGAAGAAAAAUGAUGGCAAGGGCAAAAAUGAUCAUCGCAAGUCGACACCAGAUAACAGUACAGCUAAAAGUAAAAAGAUAUCAGCUAGCGAUACCGUUGCAAAGGACGACUGGGCGGGUGAUGUAGAAGCGCUUCUUGCAAAGGCGCUACAGAAAGAUGGCAUUGCGCCGAAACCAGUGAAAUUAAAUUCAAACAAAUCCAAGGAUGACACAAAGGACACCAGCAGUAAGGAUGUGAAAGAACCAAAAGGCGAAAGUAGUAGUAAGUCGAGUAAACACAAGCGCAAACAUAGUAAAAAUGAUAAAGAAUCGCAGCGGAAAAAGGCACGACUCACUGACGACGAUGCCGAACGAUCCUAUCAUUCAAAUGAUUCUGAGGAUUUUGAUGAGUAUGAAAUGAUGAAUGUGAGAGGUGGCAGUCCACCAUCACAUGGUGGCCCAUCGCAGGGCUCACAAAAGCAAAAUGCACUGUAUUAUGAUUCGGAUGCGAGCUAUUCAUCGCCUGAGAGUGAAUCGGGCGACCACAGGCGACGCAAUCGUGGCGGUGGAGGUGGCGGCGGAGGCGGCAGCAAUAAACGCAACCGUGGCGGCAACGAUCGUAAUUCACGUCGAAAUCAUCGCGGUGGUAAUUCCAAACGCGAUCAUAAACGGCGACGCGACGAUUCUGAUGAUGAAAACAUUAGUCAUAGCAAUAAUACCGGUGGCGGUGGCAACAAUCGAAGCAAUAACAAUAAUAAUCAACCGCGCAAAGCGGAACUGUGUAAAUUUUAUCUGAUGGAAUGCUGUGCCAAAGGUGAAAAAUGUUUGUAUAUGCACGGCGAUUUCCCAUGUAAAUUUUAUUAUCUAGGAAUGAAAAAUCAUAAUCGUGAAAAUUGUAAAUUUUCACACGGCAAACCGCUGACCGAUCAAUUACGGGCCGUACUGUUGAAACAUUUGGAAACGGCACCAAAGGAAAUUCUUGGCGAUUUUCCACGAAUCGCGCGCGAAAAUGCGAUCAAUAUGAUAAAUGCACAGCAUCAAAAGUUAUUAGUAAAAUUUGGCAUGGAACCCGAACCCAGUACAAAUCCAGCAAAUUCAUCGCAAACAUCCAAAUUACCAUCGUUACUGGACAUUAAUCUGGAUAAAUAUCAGCCACCAUCGAACAAUGAUCACGGCCUCGGCAACAUGAAAAAAGAUAAACCACGGAAGAGCCGAUGGUGCGACCAAAGAUCCAACGAAUCGAAUACCAAUCAUUCAUCGCAGAAUACCAACAAUUUGUCACACAGCAAUGCCGCCGCAAAUUCAACCAACGAAAAUGAUAUUAAACUUAGCUCGCUCACCAUUGGCACACUGACAUCCGAAGAACUGACCGAACUGGAUAAACUCACCAAAAUGGGCAUCGAAACAUUAAGCCAAAUUGCACAAUUGACACUUCUACAAGUGAGUGAACUCGGCUUGAGUAUAGCUGUCAUUUCGGGGCUACAAUUGAAAGCAGUUCAGACGCUACAAAAUAAACAGAAGCAGCAACAGCAGCAACAGCAGCAACAACAACAGUCGUCGAAGAAUAGCAAAAAUAGUACAGCGUCAGAGCAUCAAAAUCCAUUCUCAUCAAAAGCAAAAGAGUUGUUGAGUCAAGAUCAAGAUAUGCGAAUACCGAUGAAUGCAUCGAAAGCAAAUGAUAAAUUGGAGUUGACCAAUCAAGAUGUGGAUAUGCGUAUUUUAUCCAUGCCACGACAAACUGGCAUGGAUAAAUCCAAAUAUAAAAAAUCCGAAGCAAAUAACUACAACAAAAAUACUCAUUCAUCCGACAAGUCAAAUGAAUCGGCGAACGCAUCGAGAAAAACAAUUGAUUAUUCACAAUAUUUAAAAGAUGCCGCCAUCGAUCCAAAUCAAUCUGACUUGGAAGAUUCAAUAGAGAGUGAAUCAUUAAAUAAAGAGAAGAAGAAAGGCUAUGACAGUGAUGAAGAUGAAGCCAAUACAUUAGUAAUAGAGGAAGAAGAUGAACCAGUACAACUCGAAGAGUUGAAUCCAGAAAAUGAUGCGACUGGACUUCACAAGAUGAAUUCAGCAUUGAGCGAUAACACAAGCGAAUUCAACUCACAAGCGUCUACUUGGUUUGAUUCGCAACGCGAGCCCAGCGAUAUGGCAAACUCAUUACCCAGCCCUGAUCCAAAUUCAGAUCCAUCAAAUCAAAAUGAAAAUAUCUUGCCAGCAUUUUAUGCACCAUCAUCACUAUAUCCGACAAGUAAUAAAAUCGACUUAAGCUCAUCCGUAUCACAAUAUUUGAAAAAGGACAAAGACAGCGUACAAAAGACUGAUAACUAUAAUAGCCAAGCGGACAGUGGUUUCAAUACGGAACCUCUUGAUGAUAAUGAAUCACCCAGUCGAUCACCGUCAACAAGAACAUCAUUCUAUUCGAGGCAAAUACCCGAAACGAAUCACCCGGCUCCACAAGCACUCGAUGAGAAACCAUCGCCAACCGUUGAUUAUGACAGUUCGUCAGAGACGAAUGCACGAAAUAAUUGUAGUUCACCACCGGUGCUGGUCAAGCCGAUACGAAAAAGUAUGUACGAAGUGAGUUCGGACGAUGAAAAUCAAAAUGAUGAUUGCAUUCGAUCGCCCAGUGAUGAUGACGAUUCACAAGAUUCACGGAAUAAAAAUGCAUUUUCGUUGAGCAAAGACAAAGAUAUGCGCAUCCCAAUUUUUGAGGAUUAUUCAAACGGUGAUAUUGACCUGCGACUACCAUUCAAACCAGUUAUGGCCAAUUACAUACCGGCCACGGAAAUUGAUGCUGCAAUCACUUCACAUGCACCGAUCACAUAUGAGGUGAUGGAGGUGGAUAUUCCAAAACCGGACUACAGUGAAUUGCGAAGAAGUAUUCCAACGCAUAAAAAUACGCUUGAUCCGCGUCUCAGACGGAUAUUACGGAUAAAAGAAGAUCCGGACACCGAAUUAUUUGCAUUAAGCAUAAAAGCGUCACCAUUUUCACCGCCGCAUGAGCCCGAAGCGCCCACCAUUACAGCAACCAAACUAGAUAAUCCAAUAAGCGGUGAUCCGCGACGGCAACGAACCGAUCCACGUCGUCCAAAUGCGCACAUUGGCGCUGGCACAACGGCGUCAAAUGCCACAGCCUCAGUAUUAAAUAAGCAACCAUCAUCAUCGUUAUCAUCAUUGUCGUCACAACCACAACGUUCGGUGCAUUUGGAUAUACAGAACAUUCUACAGAAAUCGAAUUGGUACAAGGACUGUAGUUCAAAGCAAAAGAUUAUGGUCAAUCAACAGUUGGCCAUUGUAUCGACUGAGUUGAAAAAAUUUCAUGCCGAUCCAUCGGACAAUAAGAUAUUUGAUUUAAAUUUUAUUAAUCAGAAUCCAUUGCUGCAGGAGGUAUUAACCAAUUUAGGAAUUUUCAUUAGUGAUGACGGUGAAUUUGUGCAGCUCGAUCAAACAACGGGUUUGAGCGGUAAAGAAAUGUCGGGUCGUACGGGUGCCGGCAAUUCGCAAGGAAUAGUUGAUUUAAUGUCAAUACCAAUGGACGUUGACUACCUACGAAAUCAACAGCAACAACAGGAAGUGCAACAGCAACAGCAAGCUGCAUUGCAAGCGCAAAUCAGUGCACUGGGUGGGCCACGAUUCCUUGGUCAGGCGGGCGCAACAGCACAAAUGCUCGCUGGCUUUGCUGGAUCAUUGCCGGGUGAUUUAAUACGGCCCGGAAUUUUAGGUAUAGCACCAAAUAUGCCUUUGAAUGAUGCCUAUAAUCUCAUACAAAACGCCAGCCAAAAUCCAUUCUUUGGUAAUCGAGGCUCGGGUGGUGGUGGCGGUAACGGAGGCGGAGGCGGCGGCAGUAAUAAUGGUGGUGGUGGUGGUGGCGGCAACAAUCGACGCACCGGCGGUGGAAUGAGACGCAACCAAUUCGAUAGAAAUAAUUCACGGCGUAAGUGAAUGUAUAUGCAAAACAAACAAACAAAUAAAAUUCUCGGGUAAAAGAGGAACAAGCGCUUUCCCAAAA